Molecule: messenger RNA, 1389 nt
Organism: Fraxinus pennsylvanica
Lineage: Eukaryota; Viridiplantae; Streptophyta; Magnoliopsida; Lamiales; Oleaceae
Source: the annotation of a GenBank genome assembly
AUGUCGGAGAAAUUCUCGGCGGCGCUUAGAAUUGGGGACUUGAAUGAUUAUAUAGCACCGUCUCAGGGUUGUGUUAUUAAAACGGAGGGUGCUGGGAAAGUUAAAACGACUCCUAAAGAAGUGCAAAAUGAACCUGUGAUUAUCUCGCUCAAAGACUGCUUAGCAUGCAGUGGGUGUAUAACAUCAGCUGAGACUGUCAUGCUUGAGAAGCAAAGCUUAGACGAGUUUCUUUCUAACCUUAAAAAUGGAAAAGCAACUGUUGUCUCCCUUUCUCCCCAGUCUAGAGCAUCUAUUGCUGCUCAUUUUGGUCUUUCUUCCCUCCAGGUCUUGACAAAGCUCACAACGUUCUUUAAGUCCUUAGGAGUGAAAGCCGUAUUUGAUACCAGCAGCAGUCGAGAUUUAGCACUUAUUGAAUCCUGCAAUGAAUUUAUAACACGUUAUAAACAAAGCAAUUCUACUAAUGACGAGAAAUCCAAAUCGUCUCUUCCCAUGAUUUCUUCAGCAUGUCCAGGUUGGAUAUGCUAUGCAGAAAAAACACUUGGAUCCUACAUACUUCCAUAUAUUUCUUCAGUGAAAAGCCCCCAGCAAAUAAUUGGAGCUGCCAUUAAGAAACACAUAUGCCAAAAACUAUGUCUGAGAGCAGAAGAGAUAUAUCAUGUGACUGUGAUGCCUUGUUAUGACAAAAAGCUUGAGGCUGCUCGGGAUGACUUUGUGUUCCAAGUAGAUUCUGAAGGCGAAAGAAUUACAGAGGUGGAUUCUGUGUUGACAACUGGAGAGGUUUUAGAUUUGAUUCAGUCUAAAUCUGUUGAUUUUACAACCUUGGACCAAUCUCCGGUGGAUAAAUUAUUGUCAAAUGUAGACGAAGAGGGCCGCAUUUACGGUGUUCGUGGGAGCUCUGGAGGGUAUGCAGACACUGUAUUCCGUCAUGCUGCAAAAAUGCUUUUUGGGAAAGAAUUUGAAGGUCCUCUUCAGUUUAAGACUAUAAGGAACUCAGAUUUUCAGGAAGUUACACUUGAAAUCGAGGGUAAAACUGUCUUGAAAUUUGCACAAUGUUAUGGAUUCAGAAACCUGAGAAACAUUGUUACAAAAAUUAAAACUGGAAAGUGCGACUAUCAUUUCUUGGAGAUUAUGGCAUGUCCUUCAGGAUGUUUGAAUGGUGGAGGUCAAAUCAAGCCUAAGCCUGGGCAGUCUGCAAAAGAUUUGAUUCAGUUAUUGGAAAGCACAUAUGCAGAAAAUGUACUGGUAGCCGAUCCUUAUGAAAAUCCCCUUAUCAAAAGCCUAUAUAACGAGUGGCUUGAGCACCCUGGUUCAGAGAAAGCAAAGAGACAUUUGCACACGGAAUACCACCCUGUUGUAAAAAGCAUUUCUUCACAGCUGCAGAACUGGUGA